Messenger RNA from Camelina sativa (false flax), 2977 nucleotides. The record is from RefSeq and is a predicted model, not a curated record. NCBI's taxonomy places the organism in Eukaryota, Viridiplantae, Streptophyta, Magnoliopsida, Brassicales, Brassicaceae.
UUAAGUACUAAAAAUUAAACGACACUUCUCCUCUAAAUCCCUUUUUUUUCUCUCUCUCUCUCUAAACUCUCAAUCACAUUAGAGAGAGAUACACACACAACUCUCUCUCUCUCUCUCUCUCUCUCUCUCUUUCUGUGUUCAUCCUUGAAUCGAUUCGAUUUGUGAAGUUCUGAUUGGAGAUUAAAGCAGAUCUGAACGGAGUAGAGUCAGAUCGGAACCGUCGGUAGGUAAUAUGGAGGAAGCUUUAGAAAUGGCGAGGGCCAAGGAUACGAAGGAGCGCAUGGCCGCUGUGGAGCGGCUGCAUCAACUUCUCGAAGCUUCUAGGAAGAGUUUGAGCCCUGCGGAAGUGACGUCACUUGUCGAUUGUUGUUUGGAUCUCCUCAAGGAUAGUAAUUUUAGAGUCUCUCAAGGUGCGCUUCAAGCGCUUGCUUCUGCCGCUGUGCUCGCUGGUGAGCAUUUGAAGCUUCAUUUGAAUGCGCUUGUUCCUGCUGUUGUCGAGCGCCUUGGUGAUAGUAAGCAACCCGUUAGGGAUGCUGCUAGGCGCUUGUUGACUACUCUUAUGGAGGUUUCGUCUCCGACGAUUAUAGUUGAAAGAGCGGGUUCGUAUGCUUGGAUGCAUAAGAGUUGGAGAGUUAGGGAAGAGUUUGCGCGUACUGUUACAUCAGCUAUUGGUCUUUUUGCAUCUACCGAACUUCCUCUUCAGCGUGUUAUUCUUGCUCCGAUACUUCAGAUGUUAAAUGACCCUAAUCAAGCUGUUAGGGAAGCUGCAAUUUUGUGCAUUGAGGAGAUGUACAUGCAGGGUGGGUCUCAAUUCCGAGAAGAGCUUCAGCGCCACCAUCUUCCAUCAUAUAUGGUGAAGGACAUUAACGCUAGACUAGAACGUAUUGAGCCACAACAGCGUUCGACAGAUGCCCGUAGUGGUCACCAUGUUGUUAAUGAGGUUAAGGCAUCAAGUGUCAAUCCCAAAAAGAGCAGUCCCAGGGCAAAAGCUCCCACGAGAGAGAACUCUUUAUUUGGGGGAGAUGCAGACAUCACUGAAAAACCCAUUGACCCCAUCAAAGUGUACUCAGAAAAGGAGUUGAUACGAGAAUUUGAGAAAGUUGCUGCAACACUCGUCCCAGAGAAAGACUGGUCAAUGCGUAUUUCAGCUAUGCGGAGGGUUGAAGGACUUGUUGCAGGAGGUGCGACUGAUUACUCUUGCUUUCGAGGUCUCCUGAAGCAACUUGUUGGUCCCUUAAGUACUCAAUUAGCUGACCGGAGAUCUACCAUUGUCAAGCAGGCCUGUCAUCUCUUGUGUCUCUUAUCAAAAGAGUUACUGGGAGAUUUUGAAGCAUGCGCUGAGAUGUUUAUUCCAGUGCUUUUCAAGCUGGUUGUGAUCACUGUACUUGUAAUUGCAGAAUCUGCUGAUAACUGCAUAAAAACGAUGCUGCGUAACUGCAAAGCUGCCCGUAUACUUCCUCGGAUAGCUGAAUCAGCGAAACAUGACCGUAAUGCAAUUCUGCGAGCAAGAUGUUGUGAAUAUGCAUUGUUAACACUCGAACAUUGGCCUGAUGCUCCAGAAAUUCAGCGAUCCGUUGAUCUAUAUGAAGAUCUGAUUAGAUGCUGUGUUGCAGAUGCUAUGAGUGAGGUACGAACAACUGCUAGAAUGUGCUACAGAAUGUUUGCAAAAACUUGGCCUGAUCGUUCUCGUCGUUUGUUUUCCUCCUUUGACCCUGUCAUACAAAGGGUAAUAAAUGAAGAAGAUGGUGGAAUUCAUAGGAGACACGCCUCACCAUCUGUCCGUGAGAGACAUUCCCAGCCUUCAUUUCCUCAGACGUCUGCUCCAUCUAAUCUACCUGGAUAUGGAACAUCAGCUAUAGUCGCUAUGGAUAGAAGCUCAAAUUUAUCAACUGGAGGAUCUCUUUCUUCUGGGUUACUCCUUUCGCAAUCAAAGGAUGUCAGUAAAGGUUCUGAACGUAGUCUGGAAAGUGUGUUACAAUCAAGCAAGCAGAAGGUCAGUGCCAUUGAAAGUAUGCUCCGAGGACUGCAUGUAUCUGAUAGACAAAAUCCUGCAGCCCUUCGUUCAAGUAGUUUGGAUCUAGGUAUUGAGUUUCUUUCCUUACGAGAUAAUCGCAAUGGUGGCCUUGGUUUGUCAGAUAUCAUCACCCAAAUUCAAGCUUCAAAGGACUCAGGAAGAUCAUCAUACCGUGGCAAUCUGUUGUCCGAGUCUCAUCCUACCUUUUCAUCCUUGACAGCGAAACGGGUCUCAGACAGAAAUGAGAGAAGUUCUUUUGAGGAAAACAACGAUGCCAGAGAGGCGAGGCGGUUUGUGGCAGGUCAUUUUGACCGACAGCAGAUGGAUACCGCAUAUAGAGAUUUGAAUUUCAGGGAAUCAAACGCUAGCCAUGUUCCCAAUUUCCAGAGGCCACUUUUGAGGAAGAAUGUUGGGGGAAGAAUGUCCGCUGGCAGGAGGAGGAGUUUUGAUGAUAGCCAAUUGCAAGUUGGCGAUAUGUCAAAUUAUGUUGAUGGUCCAGCUUCCCUGAACGAGGCCCUUAACGACGGACUGAACUCCAGUUCUGAUUGGUGUGCUAGAGUUGCAGCUUUUAAUUUUCUCCAAACUCUGCUGCAACAAGGCCCUAAAGGGGCUCAAGAAGUAAUUCAAAGUUUUGAGAAAGUAAUGAAACUAUUUCUCCGGCAUUUAGAUGAUCCUCACCACAAGGUCGCACAAGCAGCACUGUCGACACUUGCGGAUCUUAUACCAUCUUGCCGAAAGCCUUUUGAGAGCUACAUGGAAAGAGUCCUACCCCAUGUCUUCUCACGGCUAAUCGAUCCUAAAGAGGUAGUUAGACAACCCUGCUCCUCAACCUUGGAAAUUGUCAGCAAAACCUACAGUGUGGAUUCCCUUUUACCUGCAUUGCUUCGUUCACUGGAUGAGCAGAGAUCACCAAAGGCUAAAUUAGCUGUCAUUGAAUUUGCCAUCAACUCCUUCAACAGUUGA